AUGGACUGGAGAGAACAAGUGUUCAACAUUUACGAACAAAAACCCCAAAAGCAGCUGCCAACAAGUCCUCCAUUCGGUGGCACCACGACCAGCAGCAGCAGCAGCAGCCAAGCAUCAUGGAAGCAAAUCCCUCCAAACCCUUAUCAAGUUCAGCGAAAGAAGAUAAAGUUCAUCUGCAGCUUUGGCGGCGUGUUCUUACCAAGGCCAAGUGACGGGGAGCUCCGGUACGUUGGUGGCGAGAGGCAUCUGGUUCGGAUUGACCGAGACAUGUCAUGGCGCGAGCUGACCUGCAAGACAACAAAGCUAAUCAGGCGGGAUCACACGAUCAAGUACCAUCUCCCAGGGGAGCAACUGAACAUGCUCAUUUCCAUCACCUCUGACGAUGACCUUCGCAACAUGAUUGAUGAGUGCAUAUUUCUAGAAGCAAGCAGAGAGAGACUUACCAUGUACCUUUUCUCCGCGAACGAGGAUGAGCAUGGUGUGCACUUCCUUGUCGCACGCUCAUCAUCCGAGGCAGAAAAGGAAGCACACUUCAUUGCUCUCGUCAAUGGACUCGCCGCACCAAUUGUGGCAUCAAGAAUGCACAGCCUUGGGAGCAUGUCAGCCAGUGAUCUAGAUCAGGUGAUGCUUGGCGCCAAAGAGGAUAGGUUGCCGGCAGGCAUGGAAGAGGAAUAUUCAAUGCACAUCAAAGGCAAGCCCUCGCAAGGGAUCGUUGUAGAACUGCCAAAAACAUCAAGUGGGCCGCUGGAGAAGACACUUCCAACACCAAAAUUCCUGACACGGAAGGCCAGAAAAGAUAAUGUGCAAAACAGGGAAGGCAACCUGAUCACCUCUGGUAGAAAUGUUCACUUUGGUCCAUGUGUGCCAUCUGAAUCCACACAUGCAGCUACGAGAGGGACCAGUAGUGAUCAUGCUGUCUCAAGACAUCAGCCAGAAAUGCAGCAAACUACUACAACUAUAACUGGAAAGGGCCAUCAAGCUACAGGAUCUCAGGAAAAAGGAUCACUGAGAAAAGAGCUGCUGAUACCACUAGACAACAGCAAUGUGAACAUAUCAUCAUCUAAUUCAAGUCCAACACCCCAUACAAAUCAAUCCGUGUUUGUUAUACUUGAAUCUUCAUCAAGGGGCUCCCAGAAAACGGUGAAUCAACAAACAAGCUCUGACAAUAAGAAGAUGAGACCAAAAAGGAAUAGCACCCAGGAAGAAGGUAUAUCUCAUUCAGCAGCAGCAACAGAACCACCAAGAAAUAACAACAACUUCCAAUUGCAUAAUAAGACGGAGAUACCCGAACAUAGUCCUGAGUCUGCUUCUCCUAUGCACUGCCAUGAUGAUAUGGACAUCAGUUCAAACCUGCAUACUAUGGAGAAGUCAAUUGCAACCAACAGCAUGAAGCAGCAACAGCCUGCAGUUCCUAAUACGUGCGGUAACACUCCAGAGAAAGAUCAUCCAUCCAAGACUACCAGCAAUAGCAGUGAAACAUUACUUUCUAGCCCUUUUACAUCUUCAGACAAGAGAACUGAGCCGAAACCAAAUACUCUAGUGCGUGCUUUGAGCGAGAGACAACAAGAACGGCCCAAUGAACAACCGUCAAAAGUGAUCAAGUCUCGGUCAGUUGGUGCUAAUAGUCCUCAGAUCAUAGUUCUGCCACAAGAAGCUAAAGACAACAUCGCACCGUUGAUCUCAGAGCAUGAAGAACAUGAAACCAAGAACAGUGAACAAGAUAGUCUGAAAAAUGCAGAGUUGGGCAGAGGUCUUACAAGUAAUGUCCAGAUAAUAAGCAAUGAGGACCUCGAAGAUCUCCGUGAGAUGGGAUCCGGUGCAUUCGGAACAGUUUUCCAUGGAAAAUGGAAGGGGACUGAUGUUGCUAUUAAACGGAUAAAGAAUACUUGCUUUAUGUUAUCAUCACCUCAAGCCGAUAAGCUGAUUACGGAAUUUUGGAGAGAAGCAGCCAUCCUCUCGAAACUUCACCACCCAAACAUUCUGGCAUUUUAUGGAGUUGUAAAUAACGGACCUGAGGCAACAUUAGCUACUGUAACAGAAUUCAUGGUCAAUGGAUCUCUCAAGAAAAUCCUCCUUCGCAAGGACAAGUAUCUUGAUUGGCGCAAACGGAUAAUGCUUGCAAUGGAUGCAGCCAUUGGGAUGGAGUACUUGCACUCCAAGGACAUUGUCCACUUUGAUUUGAAAUGUGAUAACUUGCUAGUAAAUGUUAAGGAUCCAUCUCGUCCCAUUUGCAAGGUUGCUGAUUUUGGCUUAUCGAAGAUGAAACAAGCCACCCUUGUUUCUGGUGGAAUGAGAGGAACACUUCCAUGGAUGGCCCCGGAGUUGGUAACAAUGAGUAGCACUAAAGUAUCUGAAAAGAUUGAUGUCUAUUCUUUUGGCAUUGUAAUGUGGGAAAUUAUCACGGGCGAGGAUCCAUAUGAUGGCAUGCACUAUGGAGGAGUGAUAGGGGGUAUUUUGAGCAACACACUACGGCCACCGGUGCCAACUUCAUGUAACCCAGAAUGGAGGAAACUGAUGGAACAAUGCUGGUCAACUGAACCUGAGAGACGCCCUUCCUUCACUGAAGUUGCAUCUCGUCUCCGUACCAUCCUAGAAGCAAGCCAGAGAGAAUCUCCACGUUAA
Molecule: messenger RNA, 2622 nt
Organism: Miscanthus lutarioriparius
Lineage: Eukaryota; Viridiplantae; Streptophyta; Magnoliopsida; Poales; Poaceae
Source: the annotation of a GenBank genome assembly